This is a messenger RNA of Penicilliopsis zonata CBS 506.65, 1527 nucleotides long. RefSeq lists its product as hypothetical. Lineage: Eukaryota; Fungi; Ascomycota; Eurotiomycetes; Eurotiales; Aspergillaceae. The transcript is spliced from 3 exons. The record is from RefSeq and is a predicted model, not a curated record. Gene Ontology annotation, molecular function: iron ion binding; monooxygenase activity; heme binding. The coding region runs from base 1 to 1527 and encodes 508 amino acids.
AUGCUUGAUAUACGCCUCUUUCUAGUCCUGGCAGCUGCUCUGUCGGCGUUCUUCUUCCGCCGCAAACAUGACCCCCGAGAACCGCCUGUUGUGGGCAGUUUCCCUCUUAUCGGCCAUUUAAUAGGCAUGCUCUGGUACGGCGUGUCUUAUUUCAAUCUCCUCGCACACAAACAUGCAAAUCUUCCCAUCUUCUCGCUCAAUAUUCUCGGCACAAAAUUCCAUCUCAUCGCCUCCCCCUCCAUUCUACAGGCCGUACAACGCAACAACAAGACCGUCACCUUUGAUCCAUUCCUGCAAUCCACCGCCGAACGCAUGGCAGGCAUUUCUAACCCUCAAACCCUACAGUUGCUGCGCGAGAAAUCCUCCGGUGGCGGCGGUCUCAACCAGACCGUUGUGCACGCCCUCCUCCCGACAUUAACAGGGAGACCUCUCGAUCGAAUGAACGAAAAGAUGGCCAGUCUGCUGUCUCCCUUGGUGGACGAGCUCGUCGAACAGGAUAACCAGGUAAUCGAUCUGUACGGGUGGUGCCGGCAUGCCAUCACCGUCGCCAGUACAGAGGCCUCCUACGGACCUUUAAACCCGUACAAAGAUGCAGAAAUUGAAGACGCAUUCUGGAACUUUGAAUCCAACAUGUCUCCCCUUCUGGCCAACUUCUUGCCAUCCCUCAUCGCCCGCAAAUCAUGGACAGGCCGCGAGAAAGCUGUCAAGGCGUUCAUCGCCUACUACGCAGCCAACGGACAUGAACAGGGCUCCGAACUCACCAUGGCCAGAUGGGAGACUCAGCAUUCCGCAGGAUUAUCCGGCGAAGAAAUCGCCCGCAAUGAAGUCACAAUGGGUAUCGGGCUGUUGUCCAACACCGUCCCAGCUUGCUUCUGGGUGUUGUAUAAUCUCUACGCGCGUCCGGAAUUGCUGUCUGAAAUCCGACAGGAACUCGCUACAAACGCAAUGAUCGUCUCACAUGAGAAUCAUCGCAUCAUCGACAUCUCCGCCAUUCGCGAUGCCUGUCCCCUCCUGCUCUCGACGUACCAGGAGAUCCUCCGCUACGAGUCUGCCAGCGCUCCCACCCGCUUCGUCACAGAAGAUACCCUCCUGCAAGACCGCUAUCUCCUCAAAAGGGGCAGCUUGGUCAACAUCCCAGGCGAACGGAUGGGUUGGAACGAGCAGGUCUGGGGUUCCUCGGCGGGGGAGUUCAAUCCACGACGCUUCAUCAAGUCAGACACGAACAAUAGCAAUACCCGUCGCAUUGGCGCCUUUGUCACCUUUGGUGUCUCUCCUGUCAUCUGCCCAGGCAGACACUUUGCUACUUCGGAGAUCCUCGGUCUGGUCGCCAUGAUGGUCUUGCGCUUCGAUAUGUUCCCUAUCAAUGGAUGGAAGACGCCCAAGAUUAACUCCAUGGCCAUCGCAUCCAGUAUGAGGCCCGUCCAGGGCCUGUUCAAUGUCAAGAUUGUGCAUCGCAAGGAAUAUCACGGCAGUUGGAGCUGUCGCGUCUCAGAGGGGACUGGCAUGUUCAAUCUGACGGUGGGGUAG